Molecule: messenger RNA, 1020 nt
Organism: Solanum dulcamara
Lineage: Eukaryota; Viridiplantae; Streptophyta; Magnoliopsida; Solanales; Solanaceae
Product: probable fatty acyl-CoA reductase 4
Exons: 8
Coding region: 1-1020 (339 amino acids)
Biological process (GO): long-chain fatty-acyl-CoA metabolic process; suberin biosynthetic process
Cellular component (GO): intracellular membrane-bounded organelle
Molecular function (GO): alcohol-forming very long-chain fatty acyl-CoA reductase (NADP+) activity
Source: RefSeq, a predicted model, not a curated record
AUGGAUAACAAAGCACUGAACUUUGCAACAAACGGUGUGCUACUCUACAGUAUGAAUUUAAUCGUGUUAAUUUCCUUCACCUCUAGCUCACAUUCUUCAUCAAUGGAAUCGUGUUGCAUUGAGGAAUUUCUCGAGGGCAAGACCAUUUUCAUCACUGGUGCAACGGGCUACCUAGCAAAGAUUCUCUCCAAGAAGAUACUCAGAGUCCAACCAAAUGUGAAGAAGCUCUACUUGCUAAUGAGAGCUCCAGAUUCAAAUUCAGCUAAACAACGCUUCAACAACCAGAUUAUAAAAACUGAUCUGUUAGGAGUUCUGAGGGAGAAGUUGGGCACCAACCUACAUGGAUUUCUAGAAGACAAGGUUUUCCCAGUUGCAGGGGAUAUAGCUUGUGAUAGUUUGGGGAUAAAUUCUGAGCUGAAAGAUGAGAUGUGCAGAGAAAUAGACAUAAUUGGACCAAUGUAUCAUGUUCUCAAAUUUGCCAAGCAGUAUUCAAAACUUAUGAUGCUUCUCCAUCGUAAGGACUGGUUAUUUUCAGCCUAUGUUUGUGGGGAAAAGGAAGGAUUGAUACUAGAGAAGCCAUUCAGCUACGGUGAGACGCUUAAUGGAAGUUCUCAUUUAGACAUAGACGUGGAAAAAAAGUUGGUAGAGGAGGCACUAAAGGACCUCCAAGAUAGGAAUGCCAGAGAAAAAGAAGUUACAUUAGCCAUGAGAGCUCUAGGUAUUGAGAGGGCAAGGCUACAUGGAUGGCCAAACACAUACUCAUUCACAAAAUCAAUGAGAGAGAUGCUUUUGGUACACCUCAAGGAGGAUUUCCAACUCAUAAUUCUACCGCCAACAAUUAUAUUGAGCACCUACAAGGAGCCAUUCCCUGGAUGGAUUGAAGGAAUGAGAACCAUGGACACGUUCAUUGUUAGCUAUGGUAAAGGAAAACAGGAAGUUGCAAUACCUAGACCGAGGAGAGAUAAAAAAGAUGCAGGGUCGUUUGUCUGCUUGGCUAGUCAAGCAUGGGCUAAUUCAUAG